This is a messenger RNA of Ostrinia nubilalis (European corn borer), 1632 nucleotides long. Its product is annotated as tetraspanin-33-like. Lineage: Eukaryota; Metazoa; Arthropoda; Insecta; Lepidoptera; Crambidae. Gene Ontology annotation, cellular component: plasma membrane. The transcript has 6 exons. The coding region runs from base 154 to 975 and encodes 273 amino acids. The record is from RefSeq and is a predicted model, not a curated record.
ACUAUUGUGAUGUGUGUGUAUCGAGUGGGUGACUUCAUACAAAAAAAAUGUUUUUCUCAGCUUUAAUCGAGUAAAAUCCUGAAUGGAAACCUGUAAUUAAAAGCUGUGUGUCCAUUCCAAUUUAUGUAAGGCAUUUUAGUCCUACUCAUCAAGAUGCAUCGACGUCGGGGCCCAAAUUUUACCUACGUUAGUGGUUGCGUGAAAUAUAUGAUUUUCGCCCUGAAUUUCAUAUUUUGGUUGUUCGGAGGACUUCUGAUUGGAGUUGGAUUGUAUGCGUUUAUUGACAAAUGGCAAGCUACCGGGCUCAUAAAGCUGGAUACAGUGUACGAUGUGAUGCUGAAUAUCAGCCUUCUCAUCGCGUUGCUGGGCGGAGUGGUUUUCGUGGUCAGCUUUGCCGGCUGCGUGGGAGCGCUCCGGGAGAACACGUGCCUGCUUAAAUUCUAUUCCCUCUGCCUCCUGAUCCUAUUUCUCGUUGAAAUGGGCGGCGCGGUCUGCGGCUUCGUGUUCCCGCGUUCGCUGCACGGUCUACUCGAGCUGAGCUUCACGGAGCGGGUCGUGCACGCUUAUAGAGAUGAUCCGGACUUGCAGAACUUUAUAGACUUCGCCCAGAGCGAUUUCCACUGCUGCGGUUUAACCUCAGACGGGUACAUGGACUGGUCAAAGAACGAAUACUUCAACUGCUCGUCGCCGUCUGUGGAGCGCUGCGGCGUGCCCUUCUCCUGCUGCAUCAACGCUACUGACAUAUCCUCGGGGCUGGUCAAUAUCAUGUGCGGGUAUGGCGUGCAGAACUACCCUGUGGCCGAAGCAAGCAAGCGCAUAUGGACGAGCGGCUGCAUCGAGAUAGUCCGAUCGUGGUCGGAACGCAACCUUUACACCAUCGCGUCGGUGGCACUCGGCGUGGCGCUCUCGCAGUUAUUCGUCAUCUACCUCGCCAAGACACUCGAGGGGCAGAUAGAGCUACAGAAAGCCAGGUGAGCGAGCGAGACAGAGGGCUAGUGAGUUUACAUCACAGAUCACAGAAACUAAAGGGAGAUGUGACCGUUUGUUAGUCGUAUACCUCGAAAUCAAAAAAUCCUUGUAGCUUUUCACCUAUUCGCAUUUCGCCGCGAUAUCAAAAUUUCUGAAUAGAUUUUUAUUUUUGUAGUAUAAUUUUUGAUCGCUAAUUACAAUUGUCUAAAAAAUUCAUAGUAGAUUUACUUUCCUGCCUGUCUUCACUGUAGUCGCUUUUCACCUUGAUAGAUAUUUGUUUGUAAUGCGUUAUUACAUAUCGCGAUAUUUCCUUUAAGCACUAUACCUCUAUAGUUUUGUUUUGUAAAUGCAUAAAAUACUUGCUGCUAACUAAAUAGGCUAUUAACAAUUCAUGCUACAUCAAAAUUUGCUACUGUUGUAAAAAUCUGUUAAAAAUAUAUGCUAGUAACAAAAAUAUACUACCGAUAUUACACGCUACAACAAAAAACGCUAUCACGGUGAAAUGCGAAUAGGUGAAAAGCUACAAAGAUUUUUUGAUUUCGAGGUAUACGACUAACAAACGGAUGUGACAAGGGGGCGGGGCCGGUGUCGCAGCAAUAUGCCCAAAAACAGAACACAUUGCUCGUGAAAGCAAUGAUGACAGCAGCGACGUCAUAAUGUAAA